GGCAAGAAUUGAGGGUCGUCGCCGCCUCGCCUUCCCCCAACAAAUCUUGCCCCCCGCCGGCGCUGCCACCGCCGCUCCGCCUUCCACCAGCAAAUCCUGCCCCCCGCCGGCGCUGCCACCGCCGCUCCGCCUCCGAGUUUUCCCUCCAUCGCCCGCUUACUUUUUUCUGGAAGAAUUCCGUCCCCACUCCCCUUUAUCCGAUCCGAAUCUUUGUUCCCGGAGGAAAUGGGGUCCGAAUCCAGGAAGACGGUCUCGAGGUACACCACGAAGACGGAGAAGGGCUCGCACUCGUUCGAGAUCUCCGGGUACAGCCUCACCAAGGGCAUGGGCGUCGGCCGGUUCAUCCGGUCCAGCACCUUCGCCGUCGGGGGCUGCCACUGGGCCAUCCGCCUCUACCCCGACGGAGUCACCAACCCUUUCAAGGACUACGUGGCGGCCUAUCUCGAGCUCAUGAGCAAGGACGCCGAGGUGCGGGCUUCCUACGACCUCAGCUUGCUCAACCAGGACACCGGGUCGCCCGUCACCGUCAGCUCGGAAUCGACCCCGAGAGUCUUCAAAUCCAGUGACACUAGCCGCUUUGGCCCGCAAGGUGGAUAUUCCAUACUCAGAAGCGAGCUGGAGCUGGAUGAAUCCUGCUACGUUCUGGAUGAUUACCUGACGAUCGAGUGCGACGUUACUGUCGUCAAGGAAUCGCGUGUGCGCGACAGCCCGGCAGAAUACCAAGUCGAGGUGCCGCCGUCAGACCUAUCCGAUCACUUCGGCAAGCUGCUGCUGGACGAGGAUGGUGUCGACGUGAUUUUCAGUGUUGGACGACAGACUUUCCCGGCGCACAAGAUCGUGCUUGCCGCGCGCUCGCCUGUAUUCAGGGCGGAGCUGUAUGGGCAGAUGAAGGAGAGGACGGCGCCGAGCAUAACCAUUCGAGACAUGCAGCCUUCUGUCUUCAGGGCCUUGCUGCAUUUCGUGUACACCGAUUCGCUGCCCGACAUGGAGGAUCUUGAUCACGACGAGUACAGUGAAAUUACCCGUCAUUUGCUUGUGGCUGCGGAUAGGUAUGCCAUGGACAGGCUCAAGUUGAUGUGCCAAAAUAUCCUUUGUCAGUUCAUUGACGCCGACACCGUGGCGGCGUUGCUGGCCUUGGCUGACCAGCAUAACUGCGAUGGGCUUAAGGAUGCUUGCAUUCAGUUCAUGGCCACUUCAGAUGAGAUGGAUGCUGUGGUGGAAACCCAAGGUUUUGCAGAUCUCAAAAGGGCCUGCCCUUCUGUCUUGGUAGAUGUGUUAGAGAAGAGAAGUAAGUUCGGCAAAGCAUAGAUAUCUAGUACGUAGAUUGUUUCCUUCUUAUAUAUAGAGAAAAGCUUUGCUGGUUUGGUGGUUAAAACCUGGUUUCUUAAUUAUUGUUAUAUCUUCACCUUUCCCAUUGAA
This is a messenger RNA of Lolium perenne, 1419 nucleotides long. Its product is annotated as BTB/POZ and MATH domain-containing protein 2-like. The record is from RefSeq and is a predicted model, not a curated record. Gene Ontology annotation, biological process: protein ubiquitination. Lineage: Eukaryota; Viridiplantae; Streptophyta; Magnoliopsida; Poales; Poaceae. Gene Ontology annotation, molecular function: protein binding.